AUGAACAUCACGACCGCUCAACCGGACAAUCCCUCGCACCGCCGCCAGUCGUCGCGCAGUGGCUCCAUUUCCUCCUCGUCGCUUGCCCGGUCCGCCUCGCUGAGGGACGCCAACAACCCGGAAUCGGCGUCCUCACGCCGUUCAAGUGCCGCCAACGGCGCAGCAGAUGGCAUUGCAGCUGCGAGGGACGGCCCAGCUGCCUCUGCCAGUGUGAACCGCUGGUCUCAGAGCACCGCAACCCCCAGUCGGGACCAGCAGCAGGAGCGGAGGGAUCAACACCACCAACACGCCAACCACCAGCACCACCCGAGUUUCUCGCGCAAACUGAGCAUCACCACGACACUGCCUACCACGACGCCCACCACCGCCAAUGGAUCUGCUCCCCACCCGCAAUCGCCCUCACGCACCGCCAAUUCCGCCAGCCGCUCGCCCACGAGUCCUCGCCGACAACGCCCUCGCUCUCCAGCAUACGACCCUCCAUCGUCUGUGACGGCUCCCCCAAAGAUACCCUCGCUGCCCCCGAUACACCUGCCAUCAACAGUCUACGACCCCAACACCCCCACCAGCACCUCGACCGCCAACAACUCGCCCUCUGCGUCUAGCCUCUUUACCCCGAACAUUCUCUCGGGAAAUCAGCCACGCGAUUACUUCAACUCGAAACCCGCGCAGCCCCCACCUGCCCAAAGGCCUCCCUCGCGCACCACCAAGGCUGAAAGGGUGUUGGGGAAGUCGCCUCUCGAAUCGCCUGCUGUCCUCCACGAGGCCGCCGACUCCACUUCGGGCCCAGGUCGGCCCUCCACAGGACGAAGACCCUCGAUUGCUGCGGCACCUAGGGAUAUCGCCCAAAAGCCCCCACCGAGUGCGGGUCAUAGGCAGGCCGCCUCACGGGACCACUCCAGGAGCCAGAGCAGAGAACAGUUCAGGUCUGCCAGCAGAGCCCACGCCCGGAGCCCCAGCAGGGAUCACCUUCGCACUGAAAGCAACGCCAGCGCUAGAUUAGACGACGGCCACCAGGGCACUCCUCCCCGCACACGCGAGCGGAGGGAGAAGGACAAGAAGACCAUGUUGUCGCGCGCUCUGCAAAAGGCAAAUACGGCCGUCUUGCUCGACAAUGCGCAAAACUUCGAGGGCGCCAUGGAGGCGUACGAGGAUGCCUGCAAGCUCCUCCAGCAGGUCAUGAUUCGCAGCUCGCAGGAAGAGGAUAGGCGGAAGCUGGAUGCCAUUCGAGUAACAUAUACCAAUCGCAUAGAAGAGCUGCGACGAUUAGACCCUGGCUACAUCAAUCACAGUGGUAAAUCGCUACCAGCUCGUCCUAUGAGUGGGGAGUCGCUGGACGAACACCGCUCAAUGCUGCUCCUGGACGACGAUGACGAGCAACCUGCAGUAAUUGAGACUGCUACAGUAUCCCGCAUAGUUAACGACCGUUCCAUAUAUGAUACCCCCUCCAUGAGCGAGCCUACACCGCCGCUCUCACAGCAACUGCCCCUCCGCAAGGGCUUCGAAGGUCCCCGUGAGUCUGUCAUAUCCACAGCCAUCCGCGAUGUGCAAAGAGGCAUGCAGAAUCCACAGUUCAACCUGCAACCCCCACCUGGACGACUUGCGCCCUCUACGUCAUCGGUUCGAUCUUCCGCUGCCGAGUCCAUGAUGGACCGCGUGUACAUGCCUCCACCACUGUCUCCAAAGCGGUCCAAAUCUCCCCUCCUUAGCGGAAAGACUGAGACUGAGCCCGGAGAGUAUGGCCGGCUACUCCAACCACAACAAGCAGUCAAAUCGAACCACCAGCGAGUCCACAGCAAUGAGUCAACGUCAUGGCUCGACACUAUAGACGAGUCUGGAGGAUCAUCGUGUUCCUCCUCAGUACAUUCCAUGUCUCCUGGAGGAGUACGCCGAAAACAUCUACGAAACACAAGCGGCGGAACUGAGGCAGAAUUCGAUGCGGCGCUUGAUGCAGCCGUUGAAGCUGCGUACGAUGAUGGCUACGAACCUUAUGAUGACGACAUAUCUACCCCUGCUGAUUUGAUAGCGACCAAGAUGCGGAACGUGGAACUGGCCAAGGAGCGAGUACGUGAAGCGGAACGUGAGGAGGCCAUUGCUGCGGCCAAGUAUCGUUACAAAGAAACGCAGCUCAGAAGCGAGGGACUUCCACAUGUGCGCGAAAGCGCUGAGAUAAGAUUCAACGACGAGGCGGAUGAGGAAGAGCGAUUACUGGACGAGAUGACAAGAGAAUACAUGCUUGACGGCUUUGAUUUCGAUCUCCAAACAAAGUCGGCGCUGCCGCGGCAGUCGGACUCGAGCGGCUUUUCUGGAAGCACGUACAACAGCUCGGUAUCCUCGCACAGAACGACGGGUGGUACGUCACUUUCGACGGUUGCAGAGGUCAUACACCCGACAUCCAAACAGCCACCCGUGCAUCACCCUCCCCCGGUCCCUGCUCCAUCUGGCGCUUUGCCUGCAUUACCUUCGGUUCCGGAGUUACAAGCAUCGCAACCAAUCGACACCGCAGAGGUUACACCCCGGCCUACUACCGCUACCAAGGACGCAGCCUCAGUACGAAGCCGGAGACUAUCCGGACAAAAUGCAAAGUCUCUGAAAAUCGAGACUUCCGUAUCACCAGUCCCGCCUGCACCGCACACGGAGAAGCCUCCGGUGCCAGCUAAGGAUGCGCCUCUCGACCUCCCUAUCCAACCCAAGUCCGCGGCACCAACAUUCAGCACUACUAAGCCAGCACUAGACCCCGCAUUCAAACUUCCCGCGCUGCCGCAAGCGUCCCAACAAUCUGGUCUCCGAGCUCCAUCGCCUCAGCCUACCCCUUACAGUCCCGCCGAGACUGCUCCCACUGUUUCACCGGCGACGCCUGCCCUAGGCCAUGCUGUACCCAACGAAGCCGGUCUUGUACCAGGUUCACCAAAGAAUGGGAAAACCUCAGCGAUGGGAAUCAGGAAGAACAAGUCCUCUCUUAGCCUGAAGCAGCGCAAUCUGUCGAUAUCCAGCCCAGAUGGCUCAGAUGCGUCUAUAGGAACGCCACUCAGCACGACUUUCUCCAUUACGGGGCGCAAACCUAGCAAUGCUGGACUAGCGAUGCCAACGCCCAGCAUCCCCACAUUCAACGUUGAUGGUCUACCGAGUGGAGGGAUGCACUUGUUCGAAAGUGAUAUUCACUCACCGUUUUCGCCCGGUUCGCCAAGCCCAGCCAUCACAAACGCACCGAUACCCCUAGAGCCAUGUCCGGAUUCGUAUCUCCUGAGACCGUUCUGGUUAAUGCGAUGCUUCUACCAGACUAUUGCACAUCCCCGCGGUGGAUACCUCUCAACUAAGCUCUUUAUUCCUCGCGAUGUCUGGCGAGUAAAGGGCGUCAAGCUAAAGAACAUCGAGGACAAGAUUGCCAACUGCGACAUGCUUACAGCAGCCUUACAGAAGCUGGCAUCUGUGGAUACCAAUGAUGCAGAUGCUGUGCUAGAAGAGAUGCAGUCUUUGGAGCUAGUGCUCGAUCAGGUGCAAACCCAGCUAGCGAAGAAACUAGGCAACGACGUCGGUGUACAGUCCGUAACCGCACUAUUCAGAGACGCGACUACCGUCGGCGAAGGUGCAGCAUCAGCCGACGGCGUCGGCAAGCAUGGUUCCCAAGACCACGCCCACAAGGGUGCUGUUGCUCAGGGCAAGUCGUACCUUGCUUCUUGGCGGAAGCUUCGAUCGAAGAACUCGGGCGUCAACCUCGUUGGCAUGGCUGGUGGUGCCAAGAGUGCUGAAGUACCCAAGGACACUCUUGUCAUGUCGACAGUUCCCAUGACCAAUCUCCCGAGCAUUCGCUUCGCCAAGCGAGACAUCUCGGGUCUUGUGUUUGAGGGUCCUAAUGCAGGCUACAUGGGUUCUUUGGCGCGGCUGUUUGAUGCGGUCCAAAUACUAGACCAAAUCGCCCGCCAAGUCGAAGAUCCAGGCCUCAAGUAUUCCUCCCCCACACACGUCGGUCUGGAGCUAUCCACGCGCCACGCCGCAGAGUUCUUCGGCUUUUACAUUUGUCGCUUUGUCCUCCAGGACGUUACCAUGAUGCUGGAUAAAUUCAUCAAGAGAGGCAGUGAAUGGGUUUUGGUUUAA
Messenger RNA from Alternaria atra, 4092 nucleotides. RefSeq lists its product as uncharacterized. The record is from RefSeq and is a predicted model, not a curated record. The coding region runs from base 1 to 4092 and encodes 1363 amino acids. The transcript has 4 exons. NCBI's taxonomy places the organism in Eukaryota, Fungi, Ascomycota, Dothideomycetes, Pleosporales, Pleosporaceae.